Rubroshorea leprosula is the source of this 401-nucleotide messenger RNA. NCBI's taxonomy places the organism in Eukaryota, Viridiplantae, Streptophyta, Magnoliopsida, Malvales, Dipterocarpaceae. The record is from the annotation of a GenBank genome assembly.
AUUUUAAAUAAUAUAUAAAAUAAUAAUAAAAAUUUAUUAUUAUUAUUUUUUAAAAAUAUAUAAUGUAUUUGCAGCGAAAAGGCAAAGUGAAUGUGGUGGUGGUCCCCAGUUGCGGGCGUGCUGUAUCUGCGGUUCUCCGUCUCCGUGAUAUUAUCCUGCGACCGAUGUGUCGUUAUCGGGAAAGGCUGCAUUUCAUUUUGGGUCAGGGGAAUCUAAAGUGGGUCCCGUUCUGGCCAAUCACCAUCGGAAACGUGGAAGAUCCAGGCAAGGCUUACACAUGGCCUGGCUCUUUCUUCAACUACACUUUAGUAGUAGGCAGUAGCUAGGAAGCAGAUAGUGUACUUGUGUAGGUAGGUACCCCCUCCUUUUUUUUUUUUGGGGGGGAGACGACCAGAGGCUGA